Piliocolobus tephrosceles (Ugandan red Colobus) is the source of this 3668-nucleotide messenger RNA. RefSeq names its product RAB33B, member RAS oncogene family (gene RAB33B). Lineage: Eukaryota; Metazoa; Chordata; Mammalia; Primates; Cercopithecidae. Gene Ontology annotation, molecular function: GTPase activity; GTP binding. Gene Ontology annotation, biological process: Rab protein signal transduction. The coding region runs from base 171 to 860 and encodes 229 amino acids. The transcript is spliced from 3 exons. The record is from RefSeq and is a predicted model, not a curated record.
GAUUGCGCGGCUUCCUCCAGAGGGCGGGAACGUCGGACGUGGCGGGGCUGGGUCAGCCGGGGCGCUGGGCCUGGGGCGCUCGGCUCAGCCUCUCGGCAGGCUGGCUUUCCGCGCCACCGUAAAGCCCCUGACAGGCCCCACGCCUGCCCAGUUUGGGGCGGGUCGGGGGAAUGGCUGAGGAGAUGGAGUCGUCGCUCGAGGCAAGCUUUUCGUCUAGCGGGGCGGUGUCAGGGGCCUCCGGGUUUUUGCCUCCUGCCCGCUCGCGCAUCUUCAAGAUAAUCGUGAUCGGCGACUCCAAUGUGGGCAAGACGUGCCUGACCUACCGCUUCUGCGCUGGCCGCUUCCCUGACCGCACCGAGGCCACGAUAGGGGUGGAUUUCCGAGAACGAGCGGUGGAGAUUGAUGGGGAGCGGAUCAAGAUCCAGCUAUGGGACACAGCAGGACAAGAACGAUUCAGAAAGAGCAUGGUUCAGCACUACUACAGAAAUGUACAUGCUGUUGUCUUCGUGUAUGAUAUGACCAACAUGGCUAGUUUUCAUAGCCUACCAUCUUGGAUAGAAGAAUGCAAGCAACAUUUGCUAGCCAAUGAUAUACCACGGAUUCUUGUUGGAAAUAAAUGUGAUUUGAGAAGUGCCAUUCAGGUACCCACAGACUUGGCACAAAAAUUUGCUGACACACACAGUAUGCCUUUGUUUGAAACGUCUGCUAAAAACCCCAAUGAUAAUGACCACGUGGAAGCUAUCUUUAUGACCUUGGCUCAUAAGCUUAAGAGCCACAAACCAUUAAUGCUUAGUCAACCCCCUGAUAAUGAAAUUAUCCUGAAGCCUGAACCAAAGCCUGCAACAACAUGCUGGUGCUAAAUAACAGUCUUUAUUGUAUUAUCUAAUUUUGGCUAAAGAAAUACUUUUCAAGUAUGACAGUAAUAAGUCAUAAGAUUUAAUCUCAACUGUAAUGGGUCAUCUUGACACUUUGCUGUUUGUCAUUGUCACGCUUUUGUAUUUUGUAUCUACUUAAGUUUGUCACUGUGACAACACAGGAAAAGUUGGUUUUCAGGUGAGAUUGCAAAUGAAGCAAAGAUAGGAUGAAUCUGAACAUCUGUCCAUCUAGAGCCCAAUGAAGGAAGCUUCAAACGAGAACAUGAUGGAAUGUAAAGAAUCAGUAACGGUUCCAUGUUGUGUUCCUAGGAUUGGAAUAAAAUAUUAAAGGUUUAGCACACACCUAAUAGUAUGUCCUUGAAAUGGGAAGUGUUCUUAAUAGGGUAACAACUGGUAUUUGCCUCUCCCCAGAGUACCUUUUUUGUUUUUUGGUAGAGACAGGGUCUUGCUAUGUUUCCCAGGCUGGCCUUGAGCUCCUGGGCUCAAGCAAUCCUCCCACCUCAACCUCCCCAGUAACUGGGACUGUAGGUACUCACCACUGCAUCUGGCCUUUCUUUGUUUUACUAACAUAUUUAGUUUUGUUAUUAUUGAUAUGUUUUAGAGCUAACACUUUUAGUUCCAGUGGGAUAAGAAGGCACAGAAUAUUUCCUGGUUCCCAGUCCAUAAAGAAUGACUUUUCCAAGAGUUCUAGAUGUUUGAUUUUCUAAUUAAUAUUUAUCAGAUCUACAAAAAUCAUUGUUAUUUUUUAAAAGAGUUAUUUGAGUUGCUUUCUUUUUUUUUUUUUUUUUUUUUUGAGACGGAGUCUUGCUGUCUCCAGGCUGGAGUGCAGUGGCGCGAUUUCGGCUCACGGCAACCUCCACCUCCCAGGUUCAAGUGAUUCUCCUGCCUCAGCCUCCCGGGUAGCUGGGACUACAGGCGUGUGCUACCACGCCCGGCUAAAUUUUGUAUUUUUAGUAUAGACAGGGUUUCACCAUGUUGAUCAGGAUGUUCUCAAUCUCUUGACCUCAUGAUCCACCCACCUCAGCUUCCCAAAGUGCUGGGAUUACAGGUGUGAGCCACCAUACCCGGUCGAAUUGCUUUCUUACUAAAUCCUAUUAAAAUAUGCAAAAAUAAGUCAGAUUUUAAGGCAAAUAAAGUGACAUAGGUGCUUUAUAUUUUAUUUUGGUAUAUUUAAACAGUGUAAAACUAACUGAAAGCAUAUGAAGAGUUGUAACUUGGGGGAAAAUAGGUAAACAUAGCUUCUAGCUAACACAGGAGACCUAUUCUUACUUGGCCUUUAGUAAUUUCAAGCAGUGGAUCUGGUAUGGUAUCUCUUGCUCUCCCUUCAACUCCAAUAAAUUUGAUUACUAACUGCCAAGUUAACAAAUGAAUUUGCAUUUGGAUUGUAGCUGUGAAGGCACAGCUCUAAUUGCUAUUAGUCUACAUGUAUUUCUGUAAUAGUAUUGUGUUUAUCAAUUUUUAAGAUAUCUAAAUUUUAUGGUCACAAGAAGCCGUUCCUCCUCAGUAUGAAAAAUAAAUUAGAUAUUGAAAAAUGCCUGUCCUUCAGUGAUGGAAAUAAUAUUUCAAAAAGUUUUUUAACCUACUUUUAUUUUGAAUUUAAGUCUUUGCACAUAAAAUAUAGCAAGCUUACAUAUUAAACUAUUUACGUAAAUGGAAUAUAAGCCAUGACUUUUAACCAAAGUGUUCACAUUCACUAAUUUUGAUAGAUUGCUGUCCUUAAUAAUUUUGGAGGAAAUUAAGCCAAAAGAUUAUUGUACUUAAAGUAUUUUCAGAAUGUGGGAAAUCAAUUAAAAAUGUAAUCUAAUCUAGUUUAAGAUUUUUGUUUAAUCAUCAUGGUGGUCCUAACUGGAUAAUUUAAAUAUAAAGACAAGGUAAUUCUAUUAAAUGAACUAACUGAAAAUAAUAACUAUAGGAAGUGAUUAUUCCAUUUUAAGUAUUAGAACUCAAAUUGGCUUUAUUUGCAUUUAGGGAGAUCAUUUUACUUAAUCAUGCUGGAAUUAAAAAUUAAAAAUUGUUUUACUUGUGUGGAAAUUAACCUUGAUUUAUAACUAUUUUUGUAAUAAAACAGUGACAGCUGUAGUAACUGUGAUGGAUGUAACAACUUUUUUUUUUUUAAGAAGGGAAUCUGUUUAUUGCUUUUCAAAAUACUUUCUAAAGUUAGGGAAGAAAGUUUAUAGACUUUCCAAGCACAUUUAUGGUUUUUUAUUACUGUUAUUAUGGUUUUAAAAAGAGUAACUUUAUUUCUUUUUGUAAGGAAUUAGUAGUAUCCUUCACAGUUCUGUGAAAGGACUUAUUUUUUAACUUUAAUAUUUAUUAGUUUUAAAAUAUUUGUAUCUCAUUUGUAACAAUUUUAAUUUUUUAUAUGUAUGUUUUUAUUUUUAAAAAGAACCUACCAGUUGAAUGGGGAUAAAGCUUUGAAUAUCUUAAAAUAUUUAUAAAACAGUUCAUUGACUGUUGCAGAUCACUUCCAAAAUGAUAGCUAUCUAACAACCAAUUAUUAAUUUUUAAGGAACAAAUCACACAUUUUAAAAAUCUGCAGAAUUUAUUUAAACUAUGACCUUUAAUUGAAAAUAUUAAAAUAUCAGACAUGUUUUGGAAAAGUCUUAAUUUGAGAACACCAAAGGAAACUACCCCAGAUUCUAAUGUAGUUAGCUAUUAAUAACAAUGCAUUAUUGAAAGUAUAUUGCAAAUACAUGUUUCCUCAUGAAAUCUAAAGUUAAAUAAUUUUGUUGUGGAAUAGUGUCACUGUUACAUUUCCCCAAUGAAGUUCAAUAAACCAGCUUAGCCACAAAG